Molecule: messenger RNA, 729 nt
Organism: Fulvia fulva
Lineage: Eukaryota; Fungi; Ascomycota; Dothideomycetes; Mycosphaerellales; Mycosphaerellaceae
Exons: 1
Coding region: 1-729 (242 amino acids)
Source: RefSeq, a predicted model, not a curated record
AUGUGUCAAGUAAAGACUUUCCAGUACGACAUGUGCGGACACUUCUACGCCAAAAUCCUGAGCGCCUGCAAAGGAACCAUCACGCACACCACUCGUGCUGGCAUCACCAAACCCUCCUGCAACCCAACUAAAAGCCUGAGGGAGAAGAAGGAUGCCCCGGUCAUCCAUUAUCCAGGACGGUGCCUGCACUGCCAGAUGGAAGCCUUGAGGGCGCAUGGCCAAGCUCAGGUUGACGUGCUCAAGGAACAAAGUGAGGCCUCCCCAGUGAAGAAGCUCAAGCGAAGGGCGCGCGAGGCAGAGCUACAGCACGAAAGAACUUGCGCAACUCUGGACAGCCUGAAGAUCGAAGUGCCUGUUGCCAAGCGAGAUAUUGUGCUGCCAUCACCCCAGAUGCGGCAGCGCGUUAUUGUUGGAAGCCCUUUGCAGAACGAGGUCACAUACGGUGCGCCCGACAUCGACGAAGCCAUGCCGAACGAGGAAGCCAAGCCAACGAAGAUUAACAGCCCACGCAGACUCCAGCAGUCAUCGCUACGCUCCCGACGAGCUUGCAGGACAUACCUCGGCCAGUGUAUCACACAGGACUGCCGCCAUUGCAAGAAGCCGAAAAGAGCGGUCCAAGACACGGUCGUCGCGAAAGAGGUGGUAAUGCCGCAUGUCGGCGGCGGCAUGAACCUAACAGCACAUGAGCGACGUACUCUGCCUAUCGCGGUCAGUUUCGACCGGGCAUGA